AUGCCUUCUUCUCAAGUCCGCGACCAGGUGAGCUGCCGUGAUCGUUGCCUUCUCCUCCCCCAUCGCUUGUGGCGCUCCGUGCUGACUUGAUGCCCGCUCGCCGCCACUGUCGUCAUCGCUCGCGGUCAACGCUUGCCGGUCUGCUCUCCCAGCCCGAUGGUGCCACCUACACCACUUCGCAAGGUGCCCCCGUCAACGAGCCCUACGCCGCCGGACGUGCCGGUACCAAUGGCCCUCUCUUGCUGCAGGACUUCCACCACAUCGAUCUGUGAGUAACCUUCUUUGUCAUCACUCUUGCGCGCGCGCGCGCGCACACCAUCAGCGAGUUCGAAGCGAGUUGGCUCGGAUCGGCCGAUCGCAGCACUCCCCUAUCGCCGAUCGGACGCUCAUGCUCGCUCUGUCCCCCCUUUUUUGUUCGCAGCCUCGCUCACUUUGACCGAGAGCGUAUCCCCGAGCGUGUCGUCCACGCCAAGGGCAGUGGAGCUCAUGGUGAAUUUAUCGUACGUCUGACUACUAUGUCCGCGACGGUCUUUCUUCACCGAUCUCUGCGGUCGGACAUCCGAUCUGACCUCUUGGGGGGGAUUGCUUCACGUACAGGUCACCCACGACAUCUCGGACUUGACUUGCGCUCAAGUAUUCGAGAAGGUUGGCACCAAGGUUCGCGCCACCGCCCGCUUCUCGACCGUCGGUGGCGAGUCCGGAUCGGCCGACACUGCUCGUGACCCCCGUGGUUUCUCCAUCAAGCUCCGCACAGAGGAGGGCAACUGGGACCACGUCUACAACAAUACUCCCGUCUUCUUCUUGCGUGACCCGGCCAAGUUCCCUCACUUCAUCCACACCCAAAAGCGCGACCCGCAGACCCACCUGAAGGACGCGGACAUGUUCUGGGACUACCUUGCGCAGAACCCCGAGAGUUUCCAUCAGGUCAUGAUCCUCUUCGGUGACCGAGGUGUUCCCGAUGGGUUCCGACACAUGCACGGCUACUCCGGCCACACUCACAAGCUCAUCAACAAGAACGGCGACUUCGUCUACGCCCAGUUCCACUGGCGAUGCGACCAGCCGCGCAAAUUCUUGACCCAGGAGCAAUCCGUCCAGCUCGCCGGUGAGAACCCCGACUACGCCACGCAGGACCUCUUCGAGGCGAUCGAAAAGGGAGACUUCCCUUCGUGGACCCUCCACGUCCAGACCAUGACGGCCAAGCAGGCCCAAGAGUUCGAGCAUAACAUCCUCGACUUGACGAAGAUCUGGCCCCACAAGGAUUACCCUCUUCGCGAGGUCGGCAAGCUCACGCUCAACGAGAAUCCGCAAAACUAUUUCGCCGAGAUCGAGCAGAUUGCUUUCGCGCCGUCGCACUUGGUCCCCGGUAUCGAGCCUUCGGCCGACCCCGUCUUGCAGUCGCGUCUCUUCUCGUACCCCGAUACCCACCGCCACCGCCUCGGUGUCAACUACGCCCAGUUGCCCGUCAACGCACCCUUGCACUUGCCCGCCAACUUCCAGCGUGACGGGGCUAUGGCCUUCUACAACCAAGGCGCUCGACCCAACUACCAAUCGUCUAUUCAGCCGUUGUUGUACAAGCCCCAGCUUUACAACACGGCCGAGCACGAGCAGUUCCUCGGCGGUGCCGUGCAGGACCUGAGCGUCAUCACCGAGCUCGACUUUGUGCAGCCGCGCGCGUUGUGGCAGCGCGUCUUCGACGACAGCGCCAAGGAGCGCUUCGUCAACAACGUCUCGGGCCACAUGGGCGGCAUCAAGUCCGAGUCGAUCCGUAACGGCGUUCUCGCUUGCUUUGCGAGGGUCGACGAGGACCUCGGUGCGCGCGUCGCCAAGGCGUUGAACGUUCCCGCCGUCGCACCCCUCAAGGUCGCCCCUGCUUCGGAGGCCCGCCGCUUCCGCGGCUCGGUCAACUUCAAGUGA
Messenger RNA from Microbotryum saponariae, 1914 nucleotides. Lineage: Eukaryota; Fungi; Basidiomycota; Microbotryomycetes; Microbotryales; Microbotryaceae. The record is from the annotation of a GenBank genome assembly.